CUAAUGUUUUGUUUUAUGGCGUUUUUAGUAACAAGGAUCAGGAUUCAGAGACUAUCUAUACCAGCAAGCAAGAUCUAUGUCACAAAUUGUAUCGGUUCAGUCGAUGUGCCAACCCAAGCGAAGACAUGUGAGGAAAUGUUGAUAACGCUUAUUGACUUAUUUUGGUUAUUGAGG
Mucor mucedo is the source of this 174-nucleotide messenger RNA. RefSeq lists its product as uncharacterized. The record is from RefSeq and is a predicted model, not a curated record. NCBI's taxonomy places the organism in Eukaryota, Fungi, Mucoromycota, Mucoromycetes, Mucorales, Mucoraceae. The transcript has a single exon. The annotation marks the transcript as partial.